This is a messenger RNA of Doryrhamphus excisus (bluestripe pipefish), 744 nucleotides long. It is a transcript of the gene siva1, whose product is annotated as SIVA1, apoptosis-inducing factor. The record is from RefSeq and is a predicted model, not a curated record. Gene Ontology annotation, molecular function: CD27 receptor binding. Gene Ontology annotation, biological process: extrinsic apoptotic signaling pathway. Lineage: Eukaryota; Metazoa; Chordata; Actinopteri; Syngnathiformes; Syngnathidae.
GCUGUCCUCCUUACUGAGCGCUGUUUUUCCCGCAACUAGCAAGUGUGGCGGAGGGACUCUUUUCUCUGGACUUCAUAAAAAUGCCGAAGCGAUCGUACCCUUUUACGGAAACCUUCUCCUCUCAGUAUAAGAUACACAUUAGCCAGCAUGAGCUCAAUAACUGCAGCGUCUUUGGGAAUAAAUACAGGAAAGAAAUCUAUGAAAAGACAAAAACUCUGCUUUUUAACGGUGCCAAAGCGGUGGUAGACAAAAUAUGGACUGGAGAAGAUAAGCCAACUGGACAAGAAUUAACAGUUAAAAGCAGCCAGACUCUUUUAAGAGGGCAGACUUUGAUUGGAACUGAUGGGAGAUUGACCAAAGCAACUAAAACACAAGGACCAUCCAGUAGUGGCUGCUGCGUGUGUCAGAAGAGUGUAUCAUGCCAGACUUCCUGUGCUCAGUGUGAACGCCGAGUCUGCUUGUCUUGCAGCCGACAGUGCUCCAGCUGCUUCAGCCAGUGCUGUUCUGUCUGCACCAUCAUAGAUUACAGUGGACGUUAUGAUGAAGUACUCUGCUGCAGUUGCUCAACGUAAUGGAAGUUCGGCACACAGAUCCAAUUCUUGAAAAUGUACUGUAGUAAUCCCCACAUGACCUCCACGUUACUCUUGACUGCAUUUUAAAUGUCAUAAUUGUCUUCUUUUCUAAUGAGCUAAAUGUUUGCAUGUGUAGAUAUACAAAGAAAUAAACUUGAACAUUUUUACACAG